AUGGCUAGAUACGCAGCAGUUCCAGCAAACCCAGCCAAGUCCGCUUGUGCUAGAGGUUCAUACUUGAGAGUUUCUUUCAAAAACACCAGAGAGACAGCUCAGGCCAUCAAUGGUUUGAAGUUGCAGAAGGCUAAGGCUUACUUGGAAGCUGUUUCCGCCCAUAAGAGAGCCAUUCCAUUCAGAAGAUACAACCACUCCAUCGGAAGAACCGCUCAGGGUCAUGAGUUCGGUCUCACUGUUGCUAGAUGGCCUGCAAAGUCCAUUAAGUUCAUUCAGGACCUUUUGGCAAACGCUGAGUCAAAUGCUGAAGCUAAGGGUUUGGACACUUCCAAGUUGGUUAUUUCUCACAUUCAGGUUAACAAGGCCCCAAAGAUGAGAAGAAGAACUUACAGAGCACACGGUAGUGUUAACGCUUACAAGUCAUCUCCAUCCCAUAUUGAGAUCGUUUUGACUGAAGAGGAGAAGCCAGUUGUUAAGGCUAAGGAGGACAAGCAGGUUGCUGUGUUGAACUCCAGACAGAAAGGUAGAUAUGCUCAGAGAAAGAGAUUGACUGCUGCUUAG
Molecule: messenger RNA, 561 nt
Organism: Brettanomyces bruxellensis
Lineage: Eukaryota; Fungi; Ascomycota; Pichiomycetes; Pichiales; Pichiaceae
Gene: RPL17A
Product: 60S ribosomal protein L17A
Exons: 2
Coding region: 1-561 (186 amino acids)
Biological process (GO): cytoplasmic translation
Cellular component (GO): cytosolic large ribosomal subunit; ribosome
Molecular function (GO): structural constituent of ribosome
Source: RefSeq, a predicted model, not a curated record